Trifolium pratense (red clover) is the source of this 1320-nucleotide messenger RNA. RefSeq lists its product as uncharacterized. The coding region runs from base 1 to 1320 and encodes 439 amino acids. The record is from RefSeq and is a predicted model, not a curated record. The transcript is spliced from 4 exons. Lineage: Eukaryota; Viridiplantae; Streptophyta; Magnoliopsida; Fabales; Fabaceae.
AUGUUCAUAUUGGUUAACGGCAGUCCUACUGAGGAUUUUAAAGUGGGAAGAGGUUUACGUCAAGGUGAUCCAUUAUCUCCGUUCUUAUUUCUUAUUGUCGUAGAAGGCUUGGCAAGUAUGAUGAAGAAAGCUGUUGAUGUAGGCAGGUUCAGGGGCUUUAAGGUAAAUGACAGUCUUCACUUCCAAUUGUUACAAUUCGUGGAAGAUACCAUUAUAAUGAGAGAAGGCAGAUGGGAGAAUUUUUGGACUAUUAAGUCUAUGCUUAGAGGUUUUGAACUGGUGUCCGGUUUAAAAAUUAAUUUUGUGAAGAGCAAACUCUACGGUAUCAAUGUGGGUGCAAGACUUCUUGAAGCUGGGGCCUUUUUUUUAGCUUGUAAUACGGCGACAAUUCCCUUUAAAUUUUUGGGAAUACCGGUAGGAGCUAAUCCGCGGAGGAGAGAGACUUGGAAACCUGUUGUGGAGGCUAUGACUAAACGUUUGAAUUCUUGGGCUCCUUGUUGUGUGCUAAAAAGUAUCGAGAAAAUUCAGCGGAACUUUUUGUGGGGUGGUGGUGCAGAGGAGAGAAAGCGUGAUAUUAUUAGUCCCGAGCGCGAUAUGAGUGAUAGUUGGUUUAAAUCCAAUAUUAGUUGUUGCAUUGGUAAUGGUAAUAACAUUGGGUUUUGGCAAUUUAAAUGGUGGAAUUGGUCUGAAUUGUUGAGUGUGAACGAGGCUCAGCAGCUUACUGAAUUACAAGGUCUGUUCGAUGGUUUUUCCCUUCACAACAAUAAUGACGAUCAGUGGCGCUGGAUUCCGGAUUCGAAUGGAUUGUUCACGGUUAAAUCCUGUUACACGUAUUUAUUAGACCUGCGGCAGGUAGAGUUUCAAGAUGCUCAUGUGCUCGAGGCCAUUCAGCACCUUUGGAAGUCGGAUGUUCCUUCGAAAGUAAAUAUUUUCGGUUGGAGGGUAUUAUUAAACAGAUUACUAACUAGAGCAGCUCUUCAUCACUGUGGUAUUUUGACUAAUCAUCAUGAAUUAUCAUGCGUCUUUUGUUUUCUACAAGCUGAGGACGAAAAACAUCUUUUCUUUUCAUGUCCUUUUAGUAAGGGAGUAUGGAACAAAGUUUUAUCUUGGUUAGGGACAUCGUUACAAACCGGAGUCGAAGGUAGAGAUCAUUUUCUUUUAUUUGGUGAUUUGUUCAAAAUGAAAGACAAAUGUCGUGUCCGGUACUUGGUAUGGUUGGCAACCACUUGGAAUAUUUGGAAUCUUCGCAAUAAAGUAAUUUUUAAGGGCAAUAUUCCAGAUGUUUCGUCGUUAUUGGAGACAAUCAAACUUCAUUCUUGA